CUCUGAGAAGCAGUGAACUCAGGACCUCUCUAACUAUACUGGGGAUUAAAACAAGGUGAGCCAGCCAUGACGGGCAAAACACAGACCAGCAAUGUUACCAAUAAGAAUGACCCCAAGUCCAUCAACUCAAGGGUUUUCAUCGGCAAUUUAAAUACAGCCAUUGUCAAAAAAGUGGACAUUGAAGCUAUUUUUUCCAAGUACGGGAAAAUCGUUGGCUGCUCCGUUCACAAAGGGUAUGCUUUCGUCCAGUACAUGAGUGAGCGCCAUGCAAGAGCUGCGGUGGCUGGAGAAAAUGCCAGGGUCAUCGCAGGCCAGCCUCUUGGAAUGAAUAAUUAACCAUGUGGCAUCGAUGGAAUGCAAAGAGAGUGUUGAAUGAGUUGGAGUAGGUGAAGAAAUCUUCAGUUUCCUAGAAAGAAGAUUCCUAAUAAAC
Molecule: messenger RNA, 430 nt
Organism: Peromyscus eremicus (cactus mouse)
Lineage: Eukaryota; Metazoa; Chordata; Mammalia; Rodentia; Cricetidae
Product: RNA-binding Raly-like protein
Exons: 3
Coding region: 67-336 (89 amino acids)
Cellular component (GO): nucleus
Molecular function (GO): RNA binding
Source: RefSeq, a predicted model, not a curated record